Molecule: messenger RNA, 8309 nt
Organism: Ailuropoda melanoleuca (giant panda)
Lineage: Eukaryota; Metazoa; Chordata; Mammalia; Carnivora; Ursidae
Gene: PTPRZ1
Product: protein tyrosine phosphatase receptor type Z1
Exons: 30
Coding region: 498-7481 (2327 amino acids)
Biological process (GO): peptidyl-tyrosine dephosphorylation
Molecular function (GO): protein tyrosine phosphatase activity; protein binding
Source: RefSeq, a predicted model, not a curated record
CUCUGGGACCCGGACCCUGAGCAACAGCCGCGCCCCUGCGCCCCUGCGCCCGCCGCGCGCGACCCCGGGCCGGCUGCACGCUCCCAGAGGCGCGGUUGCGCCCCCGCCCCCGCCGAGCCGCGGCGCGCACACCCGGGCCGGAGCGCGCCCCCGGCACGCAGGCACCGCUGCGCUUCGAGCGCUCAGACCUCGGCCGCCGCUGGCAGAGGAGACCAACUCCCGCGCGCCCGCCGGCAUGCGCCUCGGCUAGCGGCUCCCAGUUCCCGCGACCACCGCGCGUCCUGCUUCCGAUUAUUCCCGUCCCCCUCUCAGUCUCUCUGCUGGCUCUAACUCUCUCACUCUCUCGCUCUCUCUUUCAGACACACUCACACACGCAUACACAUAAAAUCCCACGCCAAUCUAUACACUGGAGGAAAAAACAUUUCCUUCGCGCCCCCUCCCUCUCCAGCGCCAGAAGCUGAGCAGCCGCGUGGUGGGGGCCCCCGGACCGUCUGGAAAUGCUAAUCCUAAAGCGCUUCCUCGCUUGUAUCCAGCUCCUCUGUGUUUGCCGCCUGGAUUGGGCUUAUGGAUACUACAGACAACAAAGAAAACUUGUUGAAGAGAUUGGCUGGUCCUAUACAGGAGCCCUGAAUCAAAAAAACUGGGGCAAGAAAUAUCCAACAUGUAGUAGCCCCAAACAGUCUCCUAUCAAUAUUGAUGAAGAUCUUACCCAAGUCAAUGUGAAUCUUAAGAAACUUAAAUUUCAGGGUUGGGAUAAAACGUCUUUGGAAAACACAUUCAUUCAUAACACUGGGAAAACAGUGGAAAUUAAUCUCACUAAUGACUACCGUCUCAGUGGAGGAGUUUCAGAAGUGGUGUUCAAAGCAAGCAAGAUAACUUUCCACUGGGGAAAAUGCAAUAUGUCUUCUGAAGGAUCAGAACAUAGUUUAGAAGGACAAAAAUUUCCACUUGAGAUGCAAAUCUACUGCUUUGAUGCGGACCGCUUUUCAAGUUUUGAAGAAGCAGUAAAAGGAAGAGGGAAGUUAAGAGCUUUAUCCAUUUUAUUUGAGGUUGGAGUAGAAGAAAAUUUGGAUUACAGAGCAAUUAUCGAUGGAGUCGAGAGUGUUAGUCGUUUUGGGAAACAGGCUGCAUUAGAUCCCUUCAUACUGCUGAACCUUCUGCCCAACUCAACUGACAAGUAUUACACUUACAAUGGCUCAUUGACAUCUCCUCCCUGCACAGACACUGUUGACUGGAUUAUUUUUAAAGAUACAGUUAGCAUCUCUGAAAGCCAGUUGGCUGUUUUUUGUGAAGUUCUUACAAUGCAACAGUCUGGUUAUGUCAUGCUGAUGGACUACUUACAAAAUAAUUUUCGAGAACAGCAAUACAAAUUCUCUAGGCAGGUGUUUUCCUCAUAUACUGGAAAGGAAGAGAUUCAUGAAGCAGUUUGUAGUUCAGAACCAGAAAAUGUUCAAGCUGACCCGGAGAAUUAUACCAGCCUUCUUGUUACGUGGGAGAGACCUCGGGUAGUUUAUGAUACCAUGAUUGAGAAAUUUGCAGUUCUGUACCAGCAGUUAGAGGGAGAAGACCAAACCAAGCAUGAAUUUUUGACAGAUGGCUAUCAAGACUUGGGUGCUAUUCUCAAUAAUUUACUCCCCAACAUGAGUUAUGUGCUUCAGAUAGUAGCCAUCUGCACUAACGGCUUAUACGGAAAGUACAGUGACCAGCUUAUCGUUGACAUGCCUUCUGAUGACCCGGAACUUGACCUCUUUCCUGAAUUAAUUGGAACUGAAGAAAUAGUCAAGGAGGAAGAAGAGGGAAAAGACACUGGAGAAGACACUGUUGUGAAUCCUGGUAGAGACAGUGCCACAAACCAAAUAAGGAGAAAGGAACCCCAGGUUCCUACUACAACAAACUACAAUCACGUAGGGACUAAAUACAAUGAGGCCAAGACGCACCGAUCCCCAACAAGAGGAAGUGAAUUCUCUGGGAAGGGCGAUGUUCCCAACACAUCUUUAGAUUCCACUUCCCAAACAGUCACUGAAUUAGCCCCCCAAAAAGAUGUUGCUUUGACUUCGCGGACUGUGACUAACAUGCCACCUCACACUCUGAAAGGCACCGCAGCCUCUUUAAAUGACAGCUCUAAAACUAUUCCCCGAUCCCCACGGAUGAACUUGACUGGGACUGUGGAAUCUUUAAAUACAGUUUCUAUAGCGGAAUCUCAAGAGGAAUCUACCGAUAUCAGUGAGGACGAGAGUCUAUUGACGGGUUUCAAGCUGGAUACGGCAGCUGACGAUUCUUCGGGCUCCAGUCCGGCAACAACUUCUAUGCCGUUCAUCUCUGAGGAUGUAUCCCACAGGUACGUGUUUUCUUCAGAAAACCCAGAGGCAAUCCCAUAUGAUGUCCUUCUACCAGAAUCUACUAGAAAUGCUUCUGAAGAGUCAGCUGCAUCGGGUUCGGAAGACUCUCUGAAGGAUCCUUCCAUUGAUGGAAACGUGUGGUUUGCCAGCACUGCAGAUACGGUAACACAACCCGAUGCUGGAUCCGGCAGGGAGAGCCUUCUCCAGACUGACUACACCGAGAUACAUACCGAUGAAUCUGAGAAGACAGCUGAGUCUUCAACUCCAGGCCCGCUGGUGUCACACGGCCCCCCGGUCACGGAUCUGGACAUGCCGCCUUAUUCCACCUUUGCCUACUUCCCGACCGAGGUAACACCUCAUGCCUUUACUCCGUCCUCCGGACAGCAGGACUCGGUCCCCACUGUCAACAUGGUACACUCGCAGACAACUCAACCGGUGUACAAUGGUGAGACUCCUCUUCAACCUUUCUACAGUAGUGACGUCUUUCCUCUAGUCACCCCUUUGUUGCUUGACAAUCAGAUCCUCAACACUAUCCCUGCUGCUUCAAGUAGUGAUUCGGCCUUGCAUGCUACGCCUGUAUUUCCCAGUGUCGGUGUGUCAUUUGAAUCCAUCCUGUCUUCCUAUGAUGGUGCACCUUUGCUUCCAUUUUCCUCUGCUUCCUUCAGUAGUGAAUUGUUUCACCAUCUGUAUACGGUUUCUCAGAUCCUUCCACAAGCUACUUCAGAUGUUGAGAGUGAUAAGCUGUCCCUGCAUGCUUCUCUGCCAGUGGCUGGGGGUGAUUUGCUAUUAGAGGCCAGCCUUGCUCGAUACUCUGAUGUGACGUCACAUCAGCCCACUACUCACGCUGCUCCAGAGACGCUGGAAUCUGGUGGUGGUGAAUCUGGUGUCCUUUAUAAAACGCUUAUGCUUUCUCAAGUCGAACCACCCAGCAGUGAUGUCAUGCUGCAUGCACGUUCUUCAGGGCCUGAAGCUUCCUAUGCCUUAUCUAGUAAUGGGGGCUCCCAGCACUUCUUCACUGUUCCCUACAGUCCUGCAGCCCCCGUGCAUGGUUCUGUGGGUGUAUCUCCUCCGGCUCCCUUGUUUAGCAGUCCUAGCCACACUCCGGGGCCUCCGGGGCCUCCGUCUUCGUUCCUAACCCCGACCGCAUCUUUGCCGCCGCCUCCUCCAGGCCUCUCUGGGGAUGGGGAGUGGUCCGGAGCCUCCUCUGAUAGUGAAUUUCUUUUACCUGACACAGAUGGUCUGACAGCCCUUAACAUGUCUUCACCUGUUUCUGUAGCUGAAUUUACAUAUACAACAUCUGUGUUUGGUGAUGAGAAUAAGCCGCUUUCUAAAAGUGACGUAAUAUAUGGAAAUGAGACCGAGCUGCAAAUUUCUUCUUUCAGUGAGAUGGUUUACCAUUCGGAAAGCGCAGUCCUGCCCGCCCUGUACGAUACUGUAAAUAAGUUGAACGCGUCUUUACAAGAAUCCCCCGUUUCCUUUUCUAGCACAAAGGGCAUGCUUCCAGGGUCUCUCGCUCCUCCUGCCACUAAGGUUUUUGAUCAUGACGUUAGUCAAGCUCCAGAGAUUUCAGUUCAGCCUACACAUGCCGUGUCUCAAGCGUUCGGCGACACUUCGCUUAAACCCGUGCUUAGCGCGAGCUCAGAGCCAGCCUCCUCUGACCCUGCUUUUAGUGAAAUGUUAGCUCCUUCAACUCAGCUCUUUUACGAGCCCUCCGCUUCUUUUAAUACCGAAGUAUUGCUGCAGCCCUCCCUUCAGGCUUCUGAGAUUGACACGCUGCUUAAAACUGCUCUUCCACCCGUGCCUCGCGAGCCAAUAUCGGCUGAGACCCCCAAGGUUGAUCCCAUUAGUUCUACAAUAUUGCAUCUCCUGGCCUCAAACUCUGCUUCGAGUGAAAACACGCCGCCCGCUGCAUCUGUACCAGUUGUCGAUGUGUCGCCUGCUUCUAACGUGCACGCUGCUUCACUUCAAGGUUUAACCAUUUCUUACGCAAGUGAGAAAUACUUUGAACCCAUUUUGCUUAAAAGCGGAAGUUCCCAGCAAGUGGUACCUUCACUGCACAGUAAUGAUGAGUUGCUCCCAACUGCCAGUUUGGAGAUAAACCAGGCCUUUCCCCCGAAGGGGAGGCAUGCAUUUGCUACUCCUGUUUUAUCGAUAGAUGUGCCACCAAAUACACUUAUAAAUAAGCUCGUAUAUUCCGAUGAAGCUUCCGCCUCCACCAAAGGGUCUCUCACUGAUGAGGGGUUUGCUGGUAUCCCAGCAGGUGCUUCUGAUACCCCUGUAACUGCCGAUCAUUCUGUUCCUCUAGGAAGUGUGUAUGUUUCUGUUUCAGCGGCUUCUCCCGACAAAGAUGGCUCUGUCCCCACAACUAAGUUGCUGUUUCCUUCUCAGACAACUCCUGAGCUGAUUCAGAGUGCCAGAUCUGAUGCUGAUUUAGUGGGUGGUGGUGACGAUGGUGAUGUUGGUGAUUAUGAUGAUGAUUAUGAUGACAGAGAUAGGGAUGGCUUAUCCAUAAAUAAGUGUAUGUCACGCUCCUCCUAUAGAGAAUCACAGGAAAAGGUAACGAAUGAUUCGGACGCCCAAGAGAACAAUCUUGUGCAUCAGAAUAACCCAACCUCAUAUUCACCAUCUGAAAAUCCUGAAGAAGAAAAUCAAGGCACAGGUGUCCUAUCAGCCAGUCAGACCGACACGGACGGAAGUCCCGAUAAAGCAACACAGGCACGUGUGCCACCCCAAAAGCCCAGUGAUGGGAAACAGCAUGAUGACGUUCAGACUGGUAAUGCCCUGCUUCCUUUCACUCCCGAUUCCGAAGCAUGGGCAGUGGUUGCAAGUGAUGAAGAGAGUGGAUCAGGGCAAGCUCUAUUAGAUAACCUGAACGAUAACGAGACUUCCACAGAUUUCAGUUUUCCAGACAUUAACGAAAGAGAUGUUGAUGGCGUCCUGGAAGCCGCUGACUCAGAGAUCACCCCAGGGGCCCCACAGUCCUCAACAUCGACUGUUACUAGCAGGCACUCAGACGCAGUCAACAUUGCAGAGGCAGAGGCCAGUAAUAGUAGCCAUGAGUCUCGUAUUGGUCUAGCUGAGGGGCUGGAAUCCGAGAAGAAGGCAGUUAUACCCCUUGCGAUCGUGUCAGCCCUGACUUUUAUCUGUCUAGUGGUUCUUGUGGGUAUUCUCAUCUACUGGAGGAAAUGCUUCCAGACUGCACACUUUUAUUUAGAGGACAGCACAUCCCCUCGAGUCAUAUCCACACCUCCAACACCUGUCUUUCCAAUUUCAGAUGAUGUUGGAGCAAUUCCAAUAAAACACUUUUCAAAACAUGUUGCAGACUUACAUGCAAGUAGUGGGUUUACUGAAGAAUUUGAGACACUGAAAGAGUUUUACCAGGAAGUGCAGAGCUGUACUGUUGACUUAGGUAUUACAGCAGACAGCUCCAAUCACCCCGAGAAUAAGCCCAAGAACCGGUACAUAAAUAUCGUUGCCUAUGAUCAUAGUAGGGUUAAGCUUGCACAACUUGCUGAGAAAGAUGGCAAACUGACAGAUUACAUCAAUGCCAAUUAUGUUGAUGGCUACAAUAGACCAAAAGCUUACAUUGCUGCCCAAGGCCCACUGAAAUCCACAGCCGAAGAUUUCUGGAGAAUGAUAUGGGAGCAUAACGUGGAAGUUAUCGUCAUGAUAACAAACCUCGUGGAGAAAGGAAGGAGAAAAUGUGACCAGUACUGGCCUGCUGAUGGUAGUGAAGAGUACGGGAACUUUCUGGUCACUCAGAAGAGUGUUCAAAUGCUUGCCUAUUAUACUGUGAGGAGUUUUACUUUAAGAAACACAAAGAUAAAAAAGGGCUCGCAGAAAGGAAGGCCGAGCGGGCGUGUGGUUACACAGUACCACUACACGCAGUGGCCCGACAUGGGCGUGCCUGAGUUCUCACUGCCGGUGCUGACCUUUGUGCGAAAGGCGGCCCACGCCAAGCGCCACGCUGUGGGGCCUGUUGUUGUCCACUGCAGCGCCGGGGUUGGAAGAACAGGCACAUACAUUGUGCUUGACAGUAUGUUGCAGCAAAUUCAACAGGAAGGAACUGUCAACGUAUUUGGCUUCUUAAAACACAUUCGUUCACAAAGAAAUUAUUUGGUGCAAACCGAGGAACAGUAUGUUUUCAUUCAUGAUGCUCUGGUUGAAGCCAUACUUAGUAAAGAGACUGAGGUGCCAGACAGCCACAUUCAUGCCUAUGUCAACGCGCUCCUCAUUCCUGGACAAACAGGCAAAACGAAGCUAGAGAAACAAUUCAAGCUCCUGAGUCAAUCAAAUAUACAACAGAGUGACUAUUCUACAGCCCUAAAGCAAUGCAACAGGGAAAAGAACAGAACUUCUUCCAUCAUCCCUGUGGAAAGAUCAAGGGUUGGCAUUUCAUCUCUGAGUGGGGAAGGCACAGACUACAUCAAUGCCUCCUAUAUCAUGGGUUACUAUCAGAGCAAUGAAUUCAUCAUCACCCAGCAUCCUCUCCUCCAUACCAUCAAGGAUUUCUGGAGGAUGAUAUGGGACCAUAACGCCCAGCUGGUAGUUAUGCUUCCUGAUGGUCAAAACAUGGCAGAAGAUGAGUUUGUUUACUGGCCCAACAAAGAUGAGCCUAUAAACUGUGAGAGUUUUAAGGUCACUCUUAUGGCUGAAGAACACAAAUGUCUGUCUAAUGAAGAAAAGCUUAUAAUUCAAGAUUUUAUCUUAGAAGCUACCCAGGAUGAUUAUGUACUUGAAGUGAGGCAUUUUCAGUGCCCCAAAUGGCCAAAUCCAGAUAGCCCCAUUAGUAAGACUUUUGAACUUAUAAGUAUUAUCAAAGAGGAAGCUGCCAACAGGGACGGGCCUGUGAUUGUUCACGAUGAGCAUGGAGGAGUGAUGGCAGGAACUUUCUGUGCUCUGACCACCCUUAUGCACCAACUAGAAAAAGAAAAUUCCAUGGAUGUUUACCAGGUAGCCAAGAUGAUCAAUUUGAUGAGGCCAGGAGUCUUUGCUGACAUUGAGCAGUAUCAGUUUCUCUACAAAGCGGUCCUCAGUCUUGUGAGCACGAGGCAGGAAGAGAAUCCAUCCACCUCUCUGGACAGUAAUGGCGCAGCAUUGCCCGAUGGAAAUAUAGCCGAGAGCUUAGAGUCUUUAGUUUAGCACAGAGAGGGGUGAGGGCAAUCCAUACCUGAGCAUUGUUUUCCUCUUUCUAAGACUAGGCAGGAAAAUCACCUCAGUCCUCUGUUAUCUGUUUACUUUCCAUCACCUGACAGUAACUUCCAUGACAUAGGAUUCUGCUGCCAAAUUUACACCAUUAACAACGUGUGCCUUUCUGCAACACUUCUUGUCAUUCACUUAUUGUGUUUAAACUAAAAUGGUUGAGUUUUACAGUAUUUCUAAGAAUGGAAUUGUGGGGUUUUUUUCGUAUUGAUUUUAACAGAAAAUUUCAAUUUAUAGAUAUUAGGAACUCCCAACUACAGAAAACAUGUUUGUUUUUAGUGUCAAAUUUUAGCUGUAUUUGUAGCAAUCAUUGGGUUUGCUAGAAAUAUAACUUUUAAUAUAGUAGAUUGUAAAUAAAACACUCCAUUUCCUCUGAUAUUCCAUGUUUUACAACUGCAGUAUUCACCUAAAGUAGAAAUAAUCUGAUACUUACUGUAAAUACUGCUCUAGUGUCUCCAUGGACCAAAUUUAUAUUUAUAAUUGUAGAUUUUUAUAUUUUACUACUGAGUCAGUUUUCUAGUUCUGUGUAAUUGUUCAGUAUAAUGAUGUAAUUCAUUUAUCUGGUUUUACUCCUACAAGUCUCCUGAUAUCCUUUCAUGUUAUCUCAGUAAUUAACUCUGUUUUAGCAUGUAACUUUAACUUUUCUGGAAAAUAGAAAUACAUCUGUUUUGAAAGAAGAUGUUUUUAUGAGAAUAACACCUUACCCAACAUUGUUUAAAUGGUUUUUAUCCAAGGCAUUGCAAAAAUAAAUAUAAAUAUUGCUAUCGA